AUGGAGUUUUCUCAGUCAAGUAUACCAUCCGUGCAGGAUCUCCUGCGUUCCGGGGGGCUGUUUGUGCCAUUUUCCGAGUUUCCGGUUCAGGCCAUCUAUGAAACCCCUGGCUGGUUUGAAAAGAAGCUACAGGAAGGAAAGCCGUUCGUGAUUCGUGGACUAAAUCAAACUGAUCGCUGGGACGCAUCAACUUUGAACAAUGGGUGCUUGGUUACAUCAUCUUCCUCGGGAGUAAGGAACUGUCAGACUGGUCGCGAUGUUAGGAUGCGGCUUCGUGAUCUGAUACCAACGGACCACACUCGUGCUGGUCACGCUCGGGAAUCGCUCUACGCGAAAGACCUUCAAUGUCCUGUCGAGUGGAUCAGAGCGUUGAAGGCCGUCUUGCCUUCUUGUUUAAUGCAACUAGGCUCGUUCGACUUGUUCCGAGUAUUACCAAAGGAAAUCACGCCCGAAGUGUUGAUGGCUUACGUUGGAACACAGUUGUCCUUGUCCGGUUUCCACAGAUGUUUUAGUGGAACAGUUGCACUUAAUCUGAUGAUCGAGUCUGAAGAAAGCCGAUAUGGAUCAUUGUGCUUUGGCACAGAUCAACGCUCACAGGAAAAGUAUGACGCGUUUAUGGAAGGGCUUGGAAAGUCAUCCCACACUGAUUGGGCCAAUAUCUCCAUCGCGCAAAUGGAAUCUGCCAAUUUCCCGAUAUACGUCACUCAUCAAGAGCCUGGGGACUUGGUGAUAUUUCCUUCAGCAACUGCUCAUCAAAUAUGGAAUGUCAGCCCCAUGGUGACGAAAGUGGUUUGGAACAUCCUGCAUGCAUCCUCGAUUCCAUCAUUUUUUGAUUAUAUCCAGCCUGUAUAUCAAAAGCAAUGCUAUGCAGACACAGGCCGAGUUCCCUUGAUACCAAUACAUGCACUCCGUGACAGCAGUCACAACCCAGAAGAGACGAAACUGCUUGUAGAUAUGCUUCAACAGCUAGUCGAUGACGAGGAUACUGGGUGUGACUCAUCUGUGCCUAUUAAACUUGUGGAUACACAAGGAGCUGUGGUGGAAUGUAACUUUUGCGGAUUGACGAUCUGGAACCGACACUUACACUGCGAACAGUGUGGAGAUUUUGACCUCUGUCUAACAUGUUACGUAUCCGGAAGGAGUUGCAAGCAUGUUGGUGACUAUACUUGGGCUGAGCUAUUCCGGAGCGAAUAUUGCCGAACCCUCAUCAAGACUACUCGAGAUAGAUUAGGCGGCUAUUCCCCCUCAGACACAGGACGACCGAAACGAAAGACUUUGGGCGCCAUGGCUCUGGUAGCAGCGGAAGCGCGACGACAAUCCUCAGAACGCCUCUGUCACCUCUGUCGUGACAGUCACCCUAUCUGGAAGGGAAUAACAUGCUCUCAAUGCUCAGCUUUCUUUUGUUAUCGUGGCUUGUAUAGGCACUUCGAUAUUGAUCUCCUUAAGUUCCUCAGAAAUGAAACCUCAUGGGAUAAGCCCGUCCGAGCUCGGAUUAAGCCUGUUGAUCCACGAGGUCGCAUCUCCGGCUUCGUGGACAACGUAUUUGACCAGAAGAGAGGCAAGAGAGCUGUCUCUGUUACACAAAGUGCAUCGCCACAAAACACUUUGGACCCUCGGGGACAGAAACGACAUAGGCUGCCAAACGACGAUGGUCACGAAAGGUCGCUACACGAAGCUAUACAUUCCUCCUCUGAGAGUGUUGAGCCCGCUCAGAAUAGAAGGUCAGAUAUUGUUGCAGAUGCUGAUGUUCCCCCUGGCCUUCCCAUGCGUGGCAGUUCGACAGGGUCUUUCAAUUCAAAAGGGCAGCUCCGCAUCAGUGAUCUCGUGGAGGACAGAAGCUCCCCGGACAAAAGUUUCCAUCACAGUCGGCAUGUAGAAGCUCAUAUCCCGCUCUCUUCUACGCCAAAAAAUACCCCUUACCGAUAUCCUCAUGAACCCAACAAUCACAUCGCUAACGCCCCGAAUCCCAUUGAUGAGGAAAACAUCCCCUCUCUUGAAAGGAAGCUAGGCGCUCUGCGCCAAUACGCGGACGGCCUGCUUGAGCUGUCUCUGAUCGAUUCACAUGCCAAAGUCCUUGACAAGAUCUCGGAUAUAGAAGCUCGAAUUGAGCGGAAAAGGCGACAGAAGGCCGAGUUGCUUUUCAGUGGCUUGAACCGAGAUUUUCCUGACUUGGCAGAUAUGGCUAUGGAAGAGGCACGACGGCGGGGGAUUUGA
Messenger RNA from Aspergillus pseudonomiae, 2214 nucleotides. RefSeq lists its product as uncharacterized. The record is from RefSeq and is a predicted model, not a curated record. Gene Ontology annotation, molecular function: zinc ion binding. NCBI's taxonomy places the organism in Eukaryota, Fungi, Ascomycota, Eurotiomycetes, Eurotiales, Aspergillaceae. The coding region runs from base 1 to 2214 and encodes 737 amino acids. The transcript is spliced from 8 exons.